Messenger RNA from Asparagus officinalis (garden asparagus), 622 nucleotides. RefSeq names its product non-specific lipid-transfer protein 1-like. Gene Ontology annotation, biological process: lipid transport. Gene Ontology annotation, molecular function: lipid binding. The coding region runs from base 73 to 444 and encodes 123 amino acids. Gene Ontology annotation, cellular component: membrane. Lineage: Eukaryota; Viridiplantae; Streptophyta; Magnoliopsida; Asparagales; Asparagaceae. The transcript is spliced from 2 exons. The record is from RefSeq and is a predicted model, not a curated record.
UACUUAGUUAAUUAAAUCCCAGCCCUCUCGUUAACUCAGCAUCAUCAUUAUAUAUCAAUCAUUUCAACCCCCAUGGCUCUCCUCCUCAGCCGCCGCCUCCUCCUACUCUUCCUCCUCUCCGCGAUCGCUAUUUCACCGUCCCAAUCCAUGUCUCCGACGUGCAAGAUGGUGGCGCGUAUGAUAACGCCUUGCGUCGCCUACUUGGCCGACAGGGCUUGGGCCCCGUACGGCCCAUGCUGCAGCGGCGUGGCCGCCCUCAACCAGACCGCGUCGACGGGCUCGGUGGCGGACCGAGUUGCCGUCUGCGACUGCAUCAAGUCCAUCGCCCCUCGGCUCCCCAUGGUUGAUCUCAAUCGUGCUGCGGUGUUACCCCGCACGUGCGGGCUCAACCUCAAUCUCACUCUCUCCCCCACCAUGGACUGUGAUAGCUUUGUGUCGCCGUGAGGGGGAGGCAGCUGGGGAUCAUGGAGUUGGAGGAAACAGAGCAAUGGUUAUUAGUGUAUUAGGAGGUUAAUUAGAGGAAAUAACUGUAAUGCCGUAGGGUGAUGUUAGCCAGGAGAGUGUUUUUAUCUUGAAUUUGUGUAAUAAUAAUCAGUGCCUUGUGCCAUUUUAGCUUUGACUA